GGGCCGGUUUAAACAACCUAGCUCCAGCUAGGGUAGGGGCACGAACCUGCGUUACCGUGGUCUCUAAGGUAGCUCGGGAUCGCCCCCAAGCGCUUUUUCCCAGACAAGCAUCUUGCGGCCCAGGCCACGCAGCCCUCCCCGAGGCCAUUGGCCACAGCAAUCAACCCAGAAGUCUAGAUGGGCCCUGCGGGGGGCACGGCGAGGCCCGGGUGCUUCUUCGGCGUCUACCUGCUCUACUGCCUCAACCCUCGGCACCCGGGUCGCGUCUACGUCGGGUUCACAGUCAACCCUGCUCGUCGGGUCCAGCAGCACAACGGGGGCCGCAAAAAAGGCGGGGCCUGGCGCACUAGCGGGCGCGGGCCUUGGGAGAUGGUGCUCAUCGUGCACGGCUUCCCUUCCGCUGUGGCCGCCCUUCGGUUCGAGUGGGCCUGGCAGCACCCUCACGCCUCGCGCCGCCUGGCACACGUGGGUCCGCGCCUGCGCGGCGAGGCGGCCUUCGCGUUCCACCUGCGCGUGCUGGCGCACAUGCUGCGCGCGCCGCCCUGGGCGCGCCUCCCGCUCACCGUGCGCUGGCUGCGCGCCGACUUCCGCCGUGAUCUCUGCCCGCCGCCGCCGCCGCACGUGCCGCUGGCCUUCGGGCCUCCGCCGCCGCGGGCCCCUGCCCCUAGGCACCGCGCCGUUCCCUUUGCCGACUCCGAGCCCACGCAGGACCAGGACGCCAAGGCCCGCUGCACCCUGUGCACGCGUGCACUCCAGGAUGAAGAGCACCCUCUGUGUUGCCCCCACCCUGUCUGCCCCCUAAGGGCCCAUGUGAUCUGCCUUGCAGAGGAGUUCCUGCAGGAGGAGCCAGAGCAGCUUCUGCCCCUAGAGGGCCAGUGCCCUGCCUGUAAGAACUCACUGCUGUGGGGAGAUCUGAUCUGGCUGGGUCGGAUGGGCACCGAGGAGGAGGACGACGACUUGGAAUCAGAAGAGGAGCACUGGACAGACAUGCUGGAGAUCUGAAGCUCAGCAUCCCCAACCCACUCCUUUUCUGUGCCAUCCCUGCAGCCCAGUGACAAGUUCUGCAUUCACCACACUGCACCUGCGCCAAGCCACAGCACAGCGAGCUGGUCACAAGGCCACAAUCAGAGAGAUCAG
Equus caballus (horse) is the source of this 1137-nucleotide messenger RNA. Lineage: Eukaryota; Metazoa; Chordata; Mammalia; Perissodactyla; Equidae. The record is from RefSeq and is a predicted model, not a curated record.